Molecule: messenger RNA, 5475 nt
Organism: Equus quagga
Lineage: Eukaryota; Metazoa; Chordata; Mammalia; Perissodactyla; Equidae
Product: angiotensin-converting enzyme
Exons: 25
Coding region: 430-4371 (1313 amino acids)
Biological process (GO): proteolysis
Cellular component (GO): plasma membrane
Molecular function (GO): metallopeptidase activity; peptidyl-dipeptidase activity
Source: RefSeq, a predicted model, not a curated record
UGAGACUGCUGGGCUUCCAGAUCCCUGCGCCGAGGCCGUGUGACAGCGAGGAGAGGGCACGAUGGGCAGGCGUGGGUGUUCCAGAAAACUGUUGGGUCCCUCAGCUUCGGAGGUGGGUGUGUGUGUGUGGGGGGGGGUCCCCCUUUCUAGCUUCCUCUGUGAGAGCCUGACCUAAGCCCCAUCCGCCACCCCUGGGCUGCAUGUCGCAGGGGGACACCUCAGCUCCUCCCCGGGCGGGCCGGGAAGCGUCGGUCCCCGCCCCGCUCCGUUAGGCCCGCGCUGCCGGGGGACUUUGCAGCCGAGAAGGAAGCGCGGCGGGGCGGGGAGGUGGGGGUGUGUCGGAAGGCGGCGGCGGCCGCCGGGUUUUAUAAUCCGCAGGGCGGACGCGGCGCGGGAGAAGGGGCAGCACCGCGCGCCGCGCACCGCGCCAUGGGGGCCGCGUCGGGCCGCCGGGGGCCGGAGCCACCGCCGCCACCGCUGCCGCCGCUGCUGCUGCUGCUGCCGCUGCUGCUGCCGCCGCCGCCGCCCACCCUGGCACUCGACCCCGCGCUGCAGCCCGGAAACUUUACCGCGGACGAGGCCGGGGCGCAGCUCUUCGCGCAGAGCUUCAACUCGAGCGCCGAGCAGGUGCUGUUCCAGAGCUCGGCCGCCAGCUGGGCGUACGUCACCAACAUCACCCAGGAGAACGCGCGGCGCCAGGAGGACGCAGCCUUGCUCAACCAGGAGUUUGCCGAGGUCUGGGGCCAGAAGUGCAAGGAGCUGUACGACCCAAUCUGGCAGAACUUCACCGACCCGAUAUUGCGGAGGGUCAUCAGUGGUGUGCGCAUCCUGGGCCCUGCCAACCUGCCCCUGAAGAAGCGGCAGCAGUACAACUCUCUGCUAAGCAACAUGAACAGGAUCUACUCCACUGCCAAGGUCUGCUACCCCAACAAGACUGCCACCUGCUGGUCCCUGGACCCAGAGCUCACCAACAUCCUGGCUGUCUCUCGAAGCUAUGCCUUGCUGCUCUAUGCCUGGGAAGGCUGGCACAACACUGUGGGCAUCCCGCUGAAACCCCUGUACCAGGACUUCACUGCCCUCAGCAAUGAGGCCUACAAGCUGGAUGGCUUCUCAGACACAGGGGCCUACUGGCGUUCCUGGUAUGAGUCGCCCACCUUCAUGGAGGAUCUGGAGCACCUCUACCAUCAAUUAGAGCCCCUCUACCUCAACCUGCAUGCCUACGUCCGCCGCGCACUGCACCGCCGGUACGGGGACAGAUACAUCAACCUCAGGGGACCCAUCCCUGCUCACUUGCUGGGGGACAUGUGGGCUCAGAGCUGGGACAACAUCUACGACAUGGUGGUGCCUUUCCCUGACAAGCCCAAUCUCGACGUUACCAGUGCUAUGGUGCAGAAGGGCUGGAAUGCUACGCACAUGUUCUGGGUGGCCGAGGAAUUCUUCACUUCCCUGGGGCUCUUGCCCAUGCCUCCUGAGUUUUGGGCAGAAUCUAUGCUGGAGAAACCAAGCGACGGGCGUGAAGUGGUUUGCCACGCUUCUGCCUGGGACUUCUACAACAGAAAAGACUUCAGGAUCAAGCAGUGCACACGGGUCACUCUAGAGCAGCUGUCCACGGUGCACCACGAGAUGGGCCACGUGCAGUACUACUUGCAGUACAAGGACCAGCCCGUCUCCCUGCGCCAAGGCGCCAAUCCUGGCUUCCACGAGGCCAUCGGAGAUGUGCUAGCACUGUCUGUCUCCACCCCUACACAUCUGUACAAAAUUGGCUUGCUGGACCGUGUCACCAAUGACACGGAAAGCGACAUCAAUUACUUGUUAAAGAUGGCACUGGAAAAAAUUGCCUUCCUGCCGUUUGGCUACUUGGUGGACCAAUGGCGUUGGGGGGUCUUUAGUGGGCGUACCCCCCCUUCCCGCUACAACUUUGACUGGUGGUAUCUUCGAACCAAAUAUCAGGGGAUCUGUCCUCCAGUUCUCCGAAACGAAACCCACUUUGAUGCUGGAGCAAAGUUUCAUGUCCCAAAUGUGACACCGUACAUCAGGUACUUUGUGAGUUUUAUCCUGCAGUUCCAGUUCCAUCAAGCCCUGUGCAAGGAGGCAGGCCACCAGGGCCCACUGCACCAGUGUGACAUCUACCAGUCCACCCAGGCGGGGGCCAAGCUCCGGGAGUUGCUGCAGGCAGGCUCCUCACGGCCCUGGCAAGAGGUGCUGAAGGAUAUGAUUGGCUCAGAUGCCCUGGACGCUCAGCCACUGCUCAACUACUUCCGGCCGGUCAGCCAGUGGCUACAGGAGCAGAACCAGCAGAAUGACGAGGUCCUAGGCUGGCCAGAGUAUCAGUGGUACCCACCGAUGCCCAACAAUUACCCAGAGAGCAUUGAGCUGGUGAGUGAUGAGGCUGAGGCCAGCAAGUUUGUGGAGGAAUAUGACCGGAGAUCCCAAGUGGUGUGGAACGAAUAUGCCGAGGCCAACUGGAACUACAAUGUUAACAUCACCACAGAGGCCAGCAAGAUCCUGCUGCAGCAGAACAUACAGAUGGCAAACCACACUGUCAAGUAUGGCACCUGGGCCAGGCAGUUUGAUGUGACCAACUUCCAGAAUACCACCAUGAAGCGGAUGAUAAAGAAGAUUCAGGACCUAGAGCGGGCAGCACUGCCUGUCAAGGAGCUGCAGGAGUACAACAAGAUCCUGCUGGACAUGGAAACUACUUACAGCGUGGCCUCUGUGUGCCUCGCCAAUGGCACUUGUCUACAGCUAGAGCCUGAUCUGACGAAUCUGAUGGCCACAUCCCGGAAAUAUGAAGAACUGUUGUGGGCAUGGCAGGGCUGGCGAGACAAUGUGGGGAGGUCCAUCCUCCCUUUUUUUCCAAAAUACGUGGAGCUCUUCAACAAGGCUGCCCGGCUCAAUGGCUACGUAGACGCAGGGGACUCGUGGAGAUCUAUGUACGAGAUGCCGUCCCUGGAGCAAGACCUGGAGCAGCUCUACCAGGAGCUGCAGCCGCUCUACCUGAACCUGCACGCCUACGUGCGCCGGGCCCUGCACCGCCACUACGGGCCACAACACGUCAACCUGGAGGGCCCCAUUCCAGCUCAUCUCCUGGGGAACAUGUGGGCGCAGACCUGGUCCAACAUCUAUGACUUGGUGGUGCCUUUCCCUUCAGCCCCCAAGAUGGAUGCCACAGAAGCCAUGAUAAAGCAGGGCUGGACACCCAGAAGGAUGUUUGAGGAAGCGGACAAUUUCUUCACCUCCCUGGGACUGCUGCCUGUGCCCCCUGAGUUCUGGAACAAGUCCAUGCUAGAGAAGCCAACUGAUGGGCGGGAGGUGGUAUGCCAUGCCUCUGCCUGGGACUUCUACAAUGGCAAAGACUUCAGGAUCAAGCAGUGCACUGCUGUGAACAUGGAGGACCUGGUGGUGGCUCACCACGAAAUAGGCCACAUACAGUAUUUCAUGCAGUACAAGGACUUGCCUGUGACCUUCCGGGAGGGUGCCAACCCUGGCUUUCAUGAGGCCAUUGGGGACGUGCUGGCGCUCUCAGUGUCUACCCCCAAGCACCUAUACAACAUCAACCUGCUGAGUAGCGAGGGUGGUGGCUACGAGCAAGAUAUCAACUUUCUGAUGAAGAUGGCACUCGACAAGAUUGCCUUUAUCCCGUUCAGCUACCUUGUUGACCAGUGGCGCUGGAGGGUGUUUGACAAAAGCAUUACUAAGGAGAAUUACAACCAGGAAUGGUGGAGCCUCAGGCUGAAGUACCAGGGCCUCUGCCCUCCAGUAGCCAGGUCUCAAGGUGACUUUGACCCAGGGGCCAAAUUCCACAUUCCUUCAAGUGUGCCUUAUAUCAGGUACUUUGUCAGCUUUGUCAUCCAGUUCCAGUUCCACGAGGCACUGUGUCAGGCAGCUGGCCACAAGGGCCCCCUACACAAGUGUGACAUCUACCAGUCCAAGGAGGCAGGGAAGCGCCUGGCGGACGCCAUGAAGCUGGGCUUCAGUAAGCCAUGGCCCGAAGCCAUGAAGCUAAUCACGGGCCAGCCCAACAUGUCAGCCUCAGCCAUGAUGAACUACUUCAAGCCGCUGCUGGACUGGCUCCUCACUGAGAACGGGCGGCACGGGGAGAAGCUGGGAUGGCCACAGUACAACUGGACACCAAACUCUGCUCGCUCGGAAGCCUCCUUCCUGGGCACCGGCCGUGUCAACUUCCUGGGCUUGAACCUGGAGGAGCAGCAGGCCCGCGUGGGCCAGUGGAUGCUGCUCUUCCUGGGCGUCGCCCUGCUGGUGGCCACCUUGGGUCUCACCCAGCGGCUCUUCAGCAUCCGCCAGUACAGCCUCCGCCAGCCUCACCGUGGGCCCCAGUUCGGCUCCGAGGUGGAGCUGAGACGCUCCUGAGAUGACCGGGCUGGGCCAGGCCUGCUGGGAAAUGUCCACCACCGAGAGACUGGGAUGGGGGCAUGAGGUGGGCCGAGAACCCGGUGCUCCUCUCAGCUCACUCCCAGCCCUCCUGCCUCCUCCUCCUGCCCCUCCCCUCCUCCCCACUCCACCUCCAGUCCUGUGCUGCGAGUCCAUCCUCCAGACCCUGAGCCAUGGCAGCUCCUGCUCACCAGUCCCUGGGCACCAGGCCACCUACUAUGGAGCCCCCACCCAGUCUCUCUGUGAAUACAAUUAAAGGUCCUGUCCUCCCCAUCUGAGUCUGUGUCCCUCACGGAGAAGCCAGGGACAGGGACAGGAACACUCUCCCACCUCCUGGCAGUCAAGUGGGUCACUUUACUGGGCAUCUUUAUCCUCCUUCAAGAAGAGCCUGGGAAAAUGCCCCAGAGCUCUGGCCCCAGCACCACCGAGCGCCUGCUCCUGUCUUCCCUCUAGGCCAGGCAGCCCGCCAGUGUCCUGCCACGGCUGGCAACCCCUGCCCAGCCUGGGCACCAACCCAGGAGGAUUCUGGGAAGCAAAGUGGGAGUUGACCUUCUGGGCUUCCGGUCUUGCAUUUCCAUGUGCUUUGGGAGACCUGCCCCAUGCUGGCACCCUGCCCCAUCUGUUCCCAUAAAUGGCCGGGUCCCCCAAAUGGAAGGCUCCUGGCUGUCCUCUGGUUCCCUGCACAAGAGCACCUUGCAAGUGCCUGACUCACUGAGAGUGCAGAACCCACCCCAUGGUCACCUGGGCUCCUGCCUCACCAGCUCCGCGUCCACUUGUGAAAGUGGACAGAGGCACUUGAGUAUUGCCCGUGGGGCCCAGGGCCAGGUCCCUUCGCCCUAGCUGAAGAAGGGCCCUAAAUGCUGGAGCAUGACAGUAGCCAGUGCCCAUGCAGGAAUUAACUGCCAGAGGCCACCCCGCCCGUCCCUCAGCACACGCCCUCACCCUGAGUCUUCCCUCGGAAGGCCAAUAUAGGUUCGAGGGAGUAUCGUUUUGAGGGACAUUUUUAUAACUUUUAUCUACAUGUUUCUUGUAGAAAAUUUGUAAAAAACUAUAAAUAAAAUAAAAGUCCUUUAUAUCAACAAC